AUGGCAUCUGUCAAGCUUGCAGAGUAUCUCUUCACUCGCUUACGCCAGCUUGGCGUCGAGUCGGUUCAUGGUGUCCCCGGCGACUUCAAUCUGACCAUGCUCGACCAUGUGGAGCCUGCAGGUCUCAAUUGGGUUGGAAAUGCCAACGAGCUCAACGCCGCAUAUGCUGCUGAUGGAUAUUCCAGAAUAAAGGGACUUGGCGCCAUUGUUACCACAUUUGGAGUGGGAGAGCUCUCUGCCAUCAAUGCCAUUGCUGGCGCCUACUCCGAGUUUGCGCCUGUCGUUCACAUCGUCGGCAUCCCUGCUCGACAGACCCAGGACGCUCGGACCUUGAUGCAUCACACCUUGAAUGAUGGCGAAUAUAAGAGAUUCUCCCAAAUGCACGCCCACGUCACCAUUGCACAGACUCGGCUUUGGGAUCCCUUGACGAGUGCCCAGCAAGUCGACGACAUCUUGGCCAAAUGUCUGCUGCACUGUCGCCCCGUCUACAUUGAGCUCCCUGUUGAUAUGGUUGAUGCCUUUGUCUCUGCAGAGAGAUUGCAGUCACCAAUCGUCGUUCCGGAGCCACAGCCAACCGCCAACUUGGACGAGGUCCUUGCCAAGGUCAUCAGCAAGAUUGAAGCGGCCAAGCAACCCGUCAUAUACGUCGACGGAGAGAGCAGACCCCUCCGCAUCGUAGACACGUUACAACAGUUCGUAUCCAAGACGAAAUGGCCAACUCUUACCUCGCCCUUUGGAAAGGGAUUGAUUGAUGAGACCGAGCCCAGCUUUGUUGGCGUAUACCAGGGACAAUGGGGGGCCAAAGGUGUUCAUGACUUUGUAAAGGAGACCGAUUUGGCGCUAUGCUUCGGUCCCCAUUACAGUGGCACUAACACUUAUAUGUGGAACAGCAUUCCUCAAAGCAAGGAGACCAUUGAAUUCACCACAUCAGGCAUCAAGAUCGGGUCUGAACUCUAUCGAGACGUGUCUGCUAAGCUGAUUCUUUCACGACUCCUCAACGAACUUGACGUGUCAAAGAUCAAGUCGUACAGCCCUUUGCCUGAUUUACCCAAGUACGAACUCCUUGCACCCUCGUCAGCGCCGGCGGAUGAGAUUAUCAAACAAGACAGAGUCUGGAAGAUCCUAGGAAACCUUAUCCAACCCGGCGACAUUGUGAUGGGAGAAACUGGCACGCCAGGAUUUGGUGUUCGCGAGAUGCCCAUGCAAAAACAUUGCCGUGUUUUCAGUCACGUCACCUGGUUGUCGAUUGGUUACAUGCUCCCGGCUGCUCAGGGCGCUUCCCUCGCACAAAAGGAGCUCAUUGCUGCGUCUAAAUGGCAUGGAAUCAAGAAAGCCAAGACUAUUCUGUUCAUUGGCGAUGGCAGUUUCCAAAUGACGGCACAGGAAAUGUCAACCAUGAUCAAACACGACCUGGACGUCGUCAUUGUACUGAUUAAUAACGACGGAUAUUCCAUUGAGAGAUUCAUUCACGGCAGAAAACAGGGGUACAACGAUGUGGCUAGAUGGAGGUACUUGGAAGCACCAAGCUUCUUCGGUGCCUCGAAAGAUACCUAUACCGCAUCCGCCAAGACGUGGGCUGAGCUGAAGACGAUUAUGGAAAAUGACAAGGUGAACAAUACUAAGGGUCUGUCUAUGAUUGAAGUCAUUAUGGAGAGAGAAGAUGCUCCUCCGGGCCAGCUGCAAAAGGUCCUCGAUAUGCAGAUCGAGCGGGAGCUCAAGAACUAA
This is a messenger RNA of Pochonia chlamydosporia 170, 1725 nucleotides long. RefSeq names its product pyruvate decarboxylase. The transcript has a single exon. The record is from RefSeq and is a predicted model, not a curated record. Gene Ontology annotation, molecular function: magnesium ion binding; carboxy-lyase activity; thiamine pyrophosphate binding. NCBI's taxonomy places the organism in Eukaryota, Fungi, Ascomycota, Sordariomycetes, Hypocreales, Clavicipitaceae. The coding region runs from base 1 to 1725 and encodes 574 amino acids.